CGGCGAUGGCGGCGGAGCGGGGCCGCCUGAGCUUCCCGGGCGGCGCCGGGGUAUUGAGCCGCCCAGUGCCCAUGAACCUAUUCGCCACCUGGGAGAUCGACGGCUCCAGCCCCAGCUGCGUCCCCAGCAGGGUCACACCAAAAACGACUGAGGUUUGGCAGGUGACAGCGACAAGAGUUCUUGAAGUGCUACCGUCUUUGCUUGGUUUAGGGAGAAACAAAUGAAAUAGGAGUGAAAUCACCAAGUGUGCCAAGUUGUGUACCUUGACUUUAAAGAAACUGGUCGUCUUAAAGGAAUUGGAUAAGGAGCUCAUUUCUGUGGUCAUUGCAGUCAAAAUGCAGGGCUCGAAGCGAAUACUACGGUCUCAUGAAAUUGUGCUGCCACCAAGCGGACAUGUGGAAACUGAACUUGCACUAACUUUUUCACUACAGUAUCCUCACUUCUUGAAAAGAGAAGGCAACAAGCUUCAGAUCAUGCUGCAAAGGAGGAAGCGAUACAAAAACCGAACGAUUCUGGGCUACAAGACUUUAGCAGUGGGCUGCAUCAACAUGGCCGAGGUGAUGCAGCACCCGACUGAAGGAGGCCAGGUUCUGAGCCUUUUCAGUAACAUCAAGGAAACCACGGCCAAAGUAGCAGAGAUCUGGAUCUUCUCACUGUCUAGUCAGCCAAUAGACCAUGAAGACAGCACCAUGCAGCCUAGCCAGAAGAUCAAGUCCACAGAUAACUAUUCUGAAGAAGAGUAUGAGAGCUUCUCUUCCGAGCAGGAAGCCAGUGAUGAUGCUAUCCAUGGACAGGAUUUGGACGAUGAUGAAUAUGAGCUGGGCAAGCCAAAGAAACAGCGGAGAUCGAUAGUAAGAACGACGUCCAUAACCAGGCAACAAAACUUCAAGCAGAAAGUGGUGGCGUUGCUGAGAAGGUUUAAAGUAUCUGAUGAGGUUCUGGAUUCAGAGCAGGACCCAGCAGAGCAUGUGCCAGAAGUGGAGGAAGACUUGGAUCUUCUGUACGAUACAUUGGAUAUAGACAACCCCAGUGACAGUGGCCCUGAAAUGGAAGAUGACGACAGUGUCCUCAGCACUCCUAAACCAAAGUUAAAGCCAUAUUUUGAAGGCCUGUCACACUCCAGCUCUCAGACAGAAGUUGGUAGCAUCCACAGCAUCAGAAGCCAAAGAGAGCCAUCAAGUCCUGUAGAAGUGCCUGAAAAGACGAAGAGCCUUGGAAGCAAACAUCCAGGCGACAGUAUCUCUGACACUGUGUCUUACGAGCCUAGCCAGCAAGACUCCCAGGAAGCAGAACUCUCCACACUGGAUGUGUUCAUUGAGAAGCUCCCACCAAGUGGAAAAAUCACCAAGACAGAGUCUCUCAUUAUUCCUUCCACCAGCAGGCCAGAAGGGAAGCAAACUGGUCGCCGUGGCAGAAGCACUUCACUGAAGGAAAGGCAGCCAGCGAGGCCACAGAAUGAGAGGGCAAACAGCCUGGACAAUGAGCGCUCUCCAGACACCAGGCAUCACCUGCAGAUUCCAAGGAAAACUGUAUACGAUCAGUUGAAUCACAUCCUGAUUUCUGAUGACCAGCUACCAGAAAACAUUAUUCUUGUCAAUACUUCGGACUGGCAAGGCCAGUUUCUCUCAGAUGUCUUGCAAAAACAUACCCUCCCUGUGGUCUGUACAUGCUCUUCUGCUGAUGUGCAGGCGGCUUUCAGUACAAUUGUCUCCAGGAUACAGAGAUACUGUAAUUGCAAUUCUCAGCCUCCAAACCCCAUUAAAAUUGCAGUGGCCGGAGCCCAGAAUUACCUCAGUGCUGUGUUGAGGCUCUUUGUAGAACAGCUGUCUCACAAAACCCCGGACUGGCUCAGCUACAUGAGAUUUUUGAUCAUCCCACUAGGUUCUCAUCCAGUGGCGAAGUAUCUAGGCUCUGUAGAUUACAGGUACAACAACUUCUUCCAAGACUUAGCCUGGAGAGAUUUGUUUAAUAAACUUGAAGCACAGACCACUGUUCAGGAAACACCAGAUAUUGUCUCCAGAAUAACCCAGUAUAUAGCCGGGGCAAACUGUGCACACCAGUUGCCUAUUGCAGAAGCAAUGUUGACAUACAAACAGAAAAGCCCUGAUGAAGAAUCAUCCCAGAAGUUCAUUCCCUUUGUUGGGGUGGUAAAGGUUGGAAUAGUGGAACAGUCCUCAGCAACAUCAGGUGAUUCCGAUGAUGCAGCUCCCUCUAGUUCCAGUGUCCUUUCCUCUACCCCGCCUUCUGUGUCUCCUGCUGUGAAGGAAGCUUCUCCCACCCCACCUUCCUCGCCAUCUGUCACGGGCAGCUUCUCUUCCUCCAGCCAGACCCUUGGUGCUGAGCUGAUGGGACUGCAGGUGGAUUACUGGAUUGCAGCUCAGCCCAUGGAGAAGAAGAGAGACCCAGAGAAGAAGGACCCUUCCACUGCCAAAAACACACUCAAAUGCACUUUCCGGUCUCUCCAGGUCAGCAGGUUACCCACGAGUGGGGAGACCACCAGCUCUCCAACGAUGUCAAUGACAGUUGUGACAAAGGAAAAGAACAAAAAGGUGAUGUUUUUGCCCAAGAAAACAAAAGACAAGGAGAUUGAGUCUAAGAGUCAAUGCAUUGAAGGAAUUAGUAGAUUGAUUUGCACAGCAAAACAUCAGCAGAAUAUGCUGCGGGUCCUAAUUGAUGGCGUAGAGUGGAACGAUGUGAAGUUCUUUCAGCUGGCAGCACAGUGGUCCUCCCAUGUCAAGCACUUUCCCAUCUGCAUAUUCGGACACUCCAAACCUAACUUCUAACCGCUUUCAGCAGGGCGGCUUUCUGCCUGUAUGGAGACUGCACACCCGGAGGCAGGAAUCUGAGUGCCAACUCUGACUCAAGUCUGCUUGCUCUCUCCUGCAGAUUACUUACAGAUGCAUCUGGAUUACUUCUGAAUUACUUUUUUCUAUUAAUUCUUAAGUUUACUACAAGGGAAGGAAACCCCUUGAACAAAGCAAAAAACAGUCUUAAGUAGAAAUGUGCCGAUAACAUGGAAAUUACUGGGAGAACCUCCAGAACUGGGGUGACCUACCGAAGAACUUAAGAGCAGAUAGCUGGAUAACUGCACUGCUUAUUAACCUGAAACCUCCUGGGUGUGUUUGCGGCUGGGUGUUCUGGAUUGGGCUUGAAUGGUUUUUGAGGGGCGAGUGGGAGGUAGUGGGAGAAUUGUGUUUUUAAAUGUUUAACUCUUCCGCACCCCACCACCACCCUGACUUCACAUGAAGAAAGUAGAGCCUGGUUCAUCACCAGAUAGUUCAGGUACCAAGAAUGUGAAAUGCAUUGCACUGUCUGCCAAAAACCAAGCUAAUAACUGAGGGAAACCCCAGGAUUCUCCACAGGUGAAGAAAUGCCAGAGGGUCAUUGUUUUAAGGCCAGCUACUGAAAUGAGCAGGCAUGUUCACUCUCGUGCCUGAUUCAGGUUGGGCGGAGACUGAAAUACAAAGUAUGAAAUGUCUGUCUGAGGAAUCCCACUGCUCCAAUAACCCAACCGAGCCAGUCACAACACCCCUGGAGCUGGAUUUGAAGGACACCAGUUCAGUGGGGUUGUUGCUAUUUAGAUUUUCAUACAGAUUAUGUACAUCAAUAAAACCUUGCCCGGCCUCUCAAGAGAAUGGAUUUUUACAGGUGCAGAUUUUUUUUAAUGCUUUUAAAAAAGAUUAAGUUGCUAAAAAAAAAGAUAACAGGAAAGAUGAGCUGCUGUCUAAUGAGUCAGGCAUUAGUGUACUGGCUAGUUCCUGUGCCCCUUGGGCCCUUACACAUGAGCUGCUGCAUUUUACACCCGCACAGCAAAAGCACACAUGCAUGUGAAAGCACAUACAAUACCAGCUCACAGCAAAUGUGCCACCUGCAUACGUACAUCUUCUAGGCAGUGUGUACAAGGUUCCCCCCUCACACUCCAGAUGGGAAUCUCUUGUUUGGGGGCCCCCUCCAGCCAUGCGAGGAGCUGCUGCUGCUGUUUCCGAGGCAGGAGGCCAGGUAGCAAAGUCAGCUCUGACAGCAGAGACAGAGAACUUCGGCUUGUCUGGACUGCGCUGGAAUGCCUCAUGCAUGGAUUGUGUCAUCUGAGGGGUCUCUCAACUAUUCUAGUUCUUUGACUCCAGCACAAUGCACCGUUAGCCAGCUGGGCCACGUGCCGGCUUAGGAUCCAUCCUCCAAGGGGCCGAGGGGCCUGCCACAGAAAAUGAGGGUGGAGGAGUCACUCGGUGCCCCUGUCCUUCCUGAAGCUAGCAGAACCCGCCAUUCAGGGAUUAAGGAUUUACUGUGCAAAACCAGCCAGUGCCUGUGUGAAAUGCACUGGCCACUAUAGCCCUGCCCCUGAGCACUACUGCAGCUUAUGAGUGGGAAGCUGUAAGCUAUGUAUGUUCUCCCUUCCCCCUCACCUAAAAUAUCACUGUGCCAGCCCAUUCCCAGGGUAUACUAAAGCAGCCUGAAGGUUGCUCUGAUUUACAAUGUCAGUAGCCCUACAGGGCUGCGUCAGCAGCAGGGGAUCUCUGGAGCCAAAGGAGGCUCAGCUACAGCUUUCCCCAUGUCUCCCACUCACAUUGGUAGCUGGGUGUGUGGAUGGUGUAGGAGCUACUACAGCAACUCACCUUGCUGGGAAUCCUGCCCUGGCUUUAGGACGGAGCUUUGCUCUGCUGAAGGGUCAUCAAGGUGCUCUAACUGGAGGAACAAGGCUCUGAUCCGUCUCACCACAGGCUUAACCUGGUUUAGCUCCCUGGAGUUGAGUGAAGCCCUCCUGUACCGGGCAUGCUGCACACUACUCUUCUGGCAGCUGCACGUGGACUGAAAUUGCCAGGGGUGGAGCCUUUGCUUUGCCCAGAAAUCCUCCCCCAUCAACCCUGCAAGGAAUCACACUACAGCAAAGCCUGACAGCUUUAGUUAUCUGUAACCCUGCUCUACUCCUCCAGGGGGUCCUAGGGCUGUAUCUGUGGGGCUCCCCUGGCAAUACAAUUCCAGGGAGGAGCCUCCAUGCAGAUGUUCCAAACCCAGUGGCUGAGGAGCUAGAGCUUGUUUGCUUUGCAGAGGAGCCAGCACUCCACCCUUGAAAUGAGCAGGGUGCAGCUGCAUAAGGGGAGCCUCCUGGGGGUUCCAGUCUCAUGGGCAGGCGUUUGCACUGCUCAGGCCCAUUUUCAGAGACCCCCAGAGUGGCUCCUUCUCCCGCCCUCUCAAAGGGACAGCAAUACGUUAAGCAUUUUUCAGAGUCCAAAUGUUCUGGGAUAGUGACUGACUGAACGAAGAUUUGCAAAUGGCUGUGGAGCCUGUUCCACCUUGUGUGUAGGUCACACCCUGGGUAGGCGUGUCCUGCAGGAAGGGUUUCAUUGACUUGGGCAGGACUUCAGUGGGCACUGGGUGUGUGUUCAGCUAACGGCCCUGCUGAAGGAGUGAGGGUGACUGGCCCUAAAUGAGAACUGUGCCUCCCUCCUCCCCUUCACAGUAAAGACGAGUAUCUGCAGAGCAAACAGUACAUGCACCUUCCCCUCACUGCUCAGUCUACUGGUUUAGAUGCGUGUUUAAUAAGAAAGAAACUUUCUAGUGCGAUUUCAGCCAUGUCCAGGAAUCAACUCUCAUCAGACUGGCAGAGUCCUCAGCAGCCCAGCAAUACAUUCCUCUGAGGAGUCGGGCAGGUCAGCGCACAGAUCCACACAUGAACGCUGAUGCAGCUGUUGGGGGGUUACUGUAAACUAUUCACUUGCUUAUGGCAGCCCUGAGGAGAGGGUAGGUUUCCCUCUAACACUUUGUAACGGGGCAGAAAGAAUCUCUAGCUUCAGCAUAGUGUCGGCUGGCGCUUAGGAUCUUGCAAGGAGGCUUGUGACUUGCUCUGGGAUAGUGCAGCAUUGCCUGGCAGCCACAGCUUAGGAAUGAGCACACAAGCACAUCAGUGCUCUUUAUUGAAGCUGUUGCCUCAGGACAAGCCUUUUAAUGAAGUCAGCGGUUCAGGUUCUUCCUUAAAUCCCUCUUCCCUGUGCAAGUAGAGUGACUGAAAUCCAGUCUGAUUUCAGUCCCACAGCUUAUUCUACACCAGCACUGACAGAGAUCCUUGCUUGGCUUUCAUGGCCCCUGCAGCUCUGGAGAAGGCUUGGACUGGCCAUUUGCAAUAACUUUGUUUACCGGGGCAAUGAAGGAUUUGACGCUUUGCUCCUCUUUGUAUUUCAACCUACUGUAGAGAGACAAACUGUAGCCAGUAUGGGACUUCAUGGCUCCUCCUUAUCAAAUGUAUGUUGCCCCCGUCUUACCGUGUGUAACAUUUCAGGUGGUUAGUUCUUUAUUUUAAUUACAUUUUAUGAAAUCUAAUUCACCAGGAAACUUUCUGCCUGCUUGGUACCCAAGCACUUGCAGACAGCAGAGUUUGUUUCCUCUGGCAAGCUGCUAUUUGGCAGCACAGCCAUCUGCAGUGGGCUCUCUGCGGUAGCAAGGCUUCCAAAGAAACUCUCCUUGAACCCCCAGGCUGGAGUUUGCCAGGUGGCAGGACUGCACUGAUCUUGGGAAAGCUUCAUUCUUGGUGGUUUGUCAUGGGGCUGCCCUGCCUCAUAGCCAACGGUUGGAGUUAGAUUCCCUGGGCUUUUCCUGGGAAUGUUUGUUAAAGUUUUAUACAGUGGUUACUUUCUCUGAGCUUCUUCACACAACUAACUUCGUCUCUGACCACUGGGAAAACAUUCUGGAAGUUUGAGAGCCGAAGCUGUGCCAUAACCGAGUUACAGCAAUUGAGCUGUGCAGACAAUGGGCUGCUCCACAGGAUAAAGCAGUGGCAGGACCCUCCUCCCAGGGUGAGCUGAGCUGAGCUUGGAUCUCCCACAUGGUGCUCUUCAACCAACCACCAAUUCCAGGGUUCACAGGAAGUCACUCUGAAGAACUGGUCUGUGUGACAGCUUGCUGUGACUAUACCAUUGGACACUCUGGGGCAGAGCUGACUAAUGGGGGGAGGUGCCAGUUCUUGUGCCUGAAAAGGGGCCAUCAGGAUAUCGGGGGGCUGCUUAAUUGCCUUUGCCAUGAUGAGUGCAGAAAACUGACCCUAAUGGAGCAAGAAACCCAGCACAGCCCCAGUUUUAAAACUCUUUAUGGAAUAAUGAAAAGAGACCUCCACAGGCCUCCACCAGAGUGUGACUCAAAGAAGGAAACUCAUUUGCUUUAUCUCAUUGGCCUGAUCCAGCCUGUUUUAACCGGAAAUCUAGAUGUCGCUUUUACUUCGGCCCCUGGAUUUCUAGCAGUGAACAGGCAGAGGGGUGGAGACAGAGCUGACUGCCUAGUUUUCAGCUGGUUGCAUGCCACCUCGUCACCUGUAAACCCCCCCCCCCUUCCCUGCAGGAGGCCAGGAGACUGCAGCAAUCCCAGUGCAAGUGGGAAUGUACUGUAGUAGCAGAUACGUUUGAUUCCCAUUACACACUGACCCAGGCCCCGAUACUGACUGACUGCUCCAUGGAGCCCCAAACUGCGACUCCAGCACUUUCCUAUUGGCAAAGCUGACGUUCCCCUGUACUGGUGUUCUCUUGGGAAAACUGGCCCCAGCCCUUCCUUGGAGGUGGGAUCUAAGGAGGCAUCCCUAGUAUGCUGGCCAAGAAUUGGAGCUCUAGUUUUACACUUCCAUGGCUAAAUGAAAUGCAGAAGUCCACCAUGGCAAGCCAGGGAAUAUCCUUACCCGUAUUGAAUGCUUGCUGGGCUUGCAUUUGUUUUUCUUUGCCCUAAAGAAACCAGCUGCUGGAGCAGCAGUAUUCACUUAACCUCUGGCUUUCCAUUAAUUUCACCUGCAGUUAUCAAUUGCAUAUAAUCCAAUCACAUUUUUCUGAUCAACCCAACAACAGCCCCGUUGAGCCAUUUAUAUCUCAAAUUUAAGUAUAAAAUUCCUCUAUUACCUUAGUUUGAGGAUACUUAUCAACCUCCCUUUGGCUUCAUUUGCUGCUUUAAAUAGCAAGCCUUGUUGUCAUGUCCUAGAGAGGGUAUCUGAGGGUGGAGUAGUAGAAUGGGAAGUUUUUGUGGUUUCAUAUACAAUUGCCAUACCCACCUGUAGGCCGUUGACCCAGCUAAAAACCAAACUGACCAGCAUUGUUCUAUUAAUGUCACUAAAACACUCUUAUUGUCAUGUAUGUCCUGUUAGUCUUUGGCUAGCUAUCAUUACCAUCUUGGAUCAGUCUGGGCAGGUGUUUAAUACCAAGAAAACAUUCUAAGAUGAUUUCAUUUUGAGGAUUCAAGAAAUAGUACCAGAUGCCUUGAAACCUUGUAAGCAAAACAUCUUGGUGAGACUAGAGAGCCUUUAUUCUUUCCCUGUAGUUCGAAGUACUGAAAAGACAGGGGCUUCUCACUGUCAGAUGGGAGCUUUGUUUCAGCUCAGAUCCCAGGAAUGUAAAGUCUGAAAGAUCUUGGCAAUAGGAACAUCUUGGGGUGUUUUCUUUCUUCAUAUUGUUUGCUUAGAGAUACUGAGAUUACAAACCCUCCAUUCAGUGCACUUCUGUAUCCUGGCCAUUAGAACUGUGGGGACUCGCUAAAACUCUAGCAUGAUCUUCCCACUGGGAUGCCCAGUAUGAGAGGUGACUAUCUGAGCACAGCAUCUCCCACAGACCUUCAUGAGGUUCCUUUGGCAAGUUCCUUGCAAAGUCAUGGGAGAACUGGAGUGAUGAGCUCUCUUGGGUUUCCGUGAAGGCUUUAGGACUUGAUGCUAGAGAGGAGGAGGAGGAGCCAUAGUUUUGCAAGUAGCAGGAUGUUAAUUCCUUUAAAAGGAAGCACAUCAAAAAUCCCUGUCAGGUUGACUUUCCCUUCCCUACAGCCUGACAGAAGGAAUCCCAGAACUUAGUGUGUCUGACUCGCAUGCUAGCGUGUCUUUACUCAGAGCACUCUUUAGGAAGCACCUUGCUAAGUGUGGGUACAUUAGUGUGUGAAAUUGUCACAUGUGCUGCAAGCACUGCUCAGACGAUGUCAAAUGAAGGGAUGUUACCACUGUAGAUUUCUAAGUUGUCCAUCUGUUUUGUUGUAUUGUUUGGGUUUUAGGUUUUAUAUGAAGACAAAUUAAAUGUAAAUAGCCUUUUUUGGAACGAACUGCAAUGUGCGCAACCUCAUCAACUAUUUUAUGGUACUAAUGCAACACUAAUAAAACUGGACAUGA
This is a messenger RNA of Mauremys reevesii (Reeves's turtle), 9115 nucleotides long. RefSeq names its product phosphofurin acidic cluster sorting protein 2 (gene PACS2). The transcript is spliced from 25 exons. Gene Ontology annotation, molecular function: transmembrane transporter binding. The coding region runs from base 336 to 2783 and encodes 815 amino acids. Gene Ontology annotation, biological process: protein localization to plasma membrane. The record is from RefSeq and is a predicted model, not a curated record. NCBI's taxonomy places the organism in Eukaryota, Metazoa, Chordata, Testudines, Geoemydidae.